Molecule: messenger RNA, 825 nt
Organism: Symbiodinium sp. CCMP2592
Lineage: Eukaryota; Dinophyceae; Suessiales; Symbiodiniaceae
Source: the annotation of a GenBank genome assembly
AUGAUCCAUGUGUGGAAAGCUUCAGGGGAGUUGGCACUUGCUACAACGGAGAAGCUGACGGUUCGGGCUUUGAAGCUGCAGCUCGGCUUCCCGCGCUUCCGACAGCGCCUCUGCGAAGCAGGCAGCUGCAGCUACUUGGGCGAUUGUGCAGAAGUUUCAGGUCCCAUCGACAUAACUGCACUGUUGUUGCCCUUUCAGCGCAGCUCAGAAGCUGAAGACCGCGAGCUGAUCCAGGCAGCAGCUCAUGGCGACUUAGCAACCACGGAGCGGUUGCUUAACAGACCACUGGAUCCGAACUGUGUGAGUGUGAAUGAGGACGACGGCGAGUUCCACACACCGCUCGGAGAGGCGUGUCAGGAAGGCCAUAUGGAGGUGGUCAGCAUGCUGGUCGAGGCGAAUGCAAAUGUGAACGGAGAGUGUGGCAUGUACGGACAGGAGACUACGCCCCUAGGCUUGGCAUGCGAGCGUGGUGCCUUGCACAUGGUGGAGUUGCUGCUCUCACACGGUGCGGAAACAGGCCUGUGCCACUACUCCGUGGGGCACGGUUCCUUCCAACACCCUCUGGUCAUGGCAGCCCAUGCGGGCGAUCUCCAGAUAGUCAGCGUGCUGCUGGCGGCAGGAGCCCGCCCGUAUGGUGAAGCACUGGUCGAGGCCGCGCUCUUGGACAAUGCUGGCAUCGUGGCUGUUCUUCUUGGCGCUCGUGCAGAUCCUUUUGGACCGUUGGGAUACAGAUACCGAUGCAGCACGCCCAUCGCUAUAGCGAUGGCGGGGGGAUGCUCGGAGAUCGUGAAGAUGAUGGAAGAAAGCAGUCACCAGCCGCUGUGA